Messenger RNA from Plasmodium reichenowi, 1320 nucleotides. Its product is annotated as pre-mRNA-splicing factor SLU7, putative. Lineage: Eukaryota; Apicomplexa; Aconoidasida; Haemosporida; Plasmodiidae. The coding region runs from base 1 to 1320 and encodes 439 amino acids. Gene Ontology annotation, cellular component: spliceosomal complex. Gene Ontology annotation, molecular function: pre-mRNA 3'-splice site binding. Gene Ontology annotation, biological process: mRNA splicing, via spliceosome. The record is from RefSeq and is a predicted model, not a curated record. The transcript has 3 exons.
AUGAAUACCAAAAAUGCCACUCGAGAAGAGAAAAAAAAGGAGUUAGAAUUAAACGAGGCCAGGAAAGCUGGCAAGGUGGAAGCUUUAAAAGAUGAAGAAGGCAAUGAUAUAAACCCUCAUAUGCCACAAUAUAUUAUUAAGGCCCCAUGGUACUUAAAUCAAACAAAACCGGGACUGAAACAUCAAAGGUAUAAGGGAUCUGAUAAAAUAAAAAUAGAAGAAGAACGGAACAAAAAACUUUUCUUAAAUAAUAACAAGGGACAAGAUUUUUGUAAAAACUGUGGAAGCGUAGCACACAAAGAAAAAGAUUGUUUAGAGAGAACUCGAAAAAAAAAAGUGAACUAUAUGAAAAACGAUAAUGAAGAUUUUAUUUGUGUUACACAAGAUUUAGGAUAUGAUGGUAAUAGAGAUAGAUGGGUUGGAUACAAUGUUAAUAAUUUCGAUUACAUUUAUAAAGAAUAUGAAAAGAUCGUUGAGGAAAAAAAAAAAAGAAAAGCCGAAGACUUAAAGAAACAGUAUGAAAAGAAAUCAGUAAAGAAAAAAAAAACUCAUGACAAUAAUGAUGAUAAUAAUAAUGAUAAUGAUGAAAAAUCAAGCAGUGAAAGCGAAAAUUUGGAUGAAUCAUCCAAUGAAGAUAAUAAACUGAAACCCGAUGUUAUGAAUAACCAAAACUGUACAAUUAAUAAAAAUGAAAAAAAUAGAAACAUAGCUAGAAAUUUAAGAAUAAGAGAAGAUACAGCAAAAUAUUUAUAUAACCUAAGUUUAAAUUCAGCGUUUUAUGAUCCGAAAAGUAGAAGUAUGAGAGAAGAUCCUUUUGCUAAUAUUAGAAAACAUUUAAAUGAUGAUGAUAACUAUUAUAAAGGUGAAAAUUAUUAUAAUAAUACAGAUGAUGCAAUUGAAUCCAAAAAAUUAGAAGUUUUUGCAUGGGAAAGUUAUAAAAGAGGAGAAAAUGUACAUUUUAAUGCUCAACCAACUCAACUAGAAUUAAUGUAUAAAGAAUAUUUAGAAAAAAAAAAAAAAAUUAUAAAAAAAAAACAAGAAGAUAUUCUUAAAACAUAUAAAUGUCAAAAUAAUGAAGAACAACAACCUAAUCAAGAAGAACUUUUACAAUCAGAAGUAUAUACAGAAUAUAAACCAAUCGAACAAAUACAUAAUAACAAUAUGAAAAAAUAUAUUAAAGUACCUAGUAAAUAUGAAGAAGAUAUAUAUUUAUUUGAUCACUCAUCAGUUUUUGGUAGCUAUUAUGAUAAGCAUACCAAAAAAUGGGGUUACAAAUGUUGCUCCUCAACAAACAAAUAUGAUAAAUGUUUUCAAACAUAA